AGCUGACCUUGCAGUUGGCAGCUGAGAAGUUGACCCACUGGACUCCUUCAUCGCAUUUUAGGCAUGGGGUGUUUUUAGUGUCAGCUGACCCCAAAAAGGAGCCCAGGUGGGAUUGCGAUCUGCUCUGGAGCCUGUCGGGCUGGCUGCUCAUAGGCAGAGGGCUGAGAGGAGCCAGCGAGACAAGGCCCCUGAUGUGCUUCACCCAGUGCUUGGCACACCCUGGGGCCUGGCACACAGGAGUGACUGUGUUCUUGCAAACAGACCAGGGCCUCUCUGCCAAUGGAGUUAGGUACCCAUGGAGAGGGGAACUUGCCUUCCUGGCUGGGGAGGGAAAUAAUCAGCUGAGCCAGGGGUUUGAGUCUGAACAGCCUGAGAGCCCCUGUGUACCCCUGAUUCCCAUCUCCCUGCCACACCCUGGGAGGCCUCCCCCAUAGCAUGGGCAUCCUGGCACAUGGCGUCUGUCUCCCCACAGUGCUCCAGCUUUUCUGUAGCUCCCCCAAGGCCGCUCUCCGCUACGCUGCCGUCCGCACCCUCAACAAGGUUGCCAUGAAGCACCCGUCUGCAGUGACAGCCUGUAAUCUGGAUCUGGAGAACCUGGUCACAGACUCGAAUCGCAGCAUUGCCACGCUGGCCAUCACCACCCUCCUCAAGACGGGCAGCGAGAGCAGCAUCGACCGCCUCAUGAAGCAGAUAUCUUCCUUUAUGUCAGAGAUCUCCGAUGAGUUCAAA
Echinops telfairi (small Madagascar hedgehog) is the source of this 729-nucleotide messenger RNA. Its product is annotated as coatomer subunit gamma-2-like. Gene Ontology annotation, biological process: intracellular protein transport; organelle transport along microtubule; intra-Golgi vesicle-mediated transport. The record is from RefSeq and is a predicted model, not a curated record. The annotation marks the transcript as partial. The transcript has 2 exons. Lineage: Eukaryota; Metazoa; Chordata; Mammalia; Afrosoricida; Tenrecidae. Gene Ontology annotation, cellular component: Golgi membrane; endoplasmic reticulum-Golgi intermediate compartment; COPI vesicle coat.